AUGGCUGAAAACGGAUACGGGCCCACGCCCGCUGGUCACAUCGGCAGAAUCCCAAACUUCGGCAAAACACAAGUAAAUCAAUUUGGAAGUAAUGAACCGCCAGCAUGCAUACAAAACGCCAUGAUGACAAAGGAUAAAAAGCCAUUUACCUACACUCCUGGGGGCUUAGAUUUAUCUCAGAUCAGAACGCCAAGUAUGGCUCGACGAAUGGCACGACAGCGAUCAUUAGAAGAACAGGAACAACCGUACGGAUGUAUAACACAGGGAAAUGGAAACUGUCAACCUCAAGGUGGUCCAGCACCACCACCUCCACCGCCAAUGAAAAUCCCAGCCCCACCUCCACCUCCCCCACUCGUUAUAGAAGCUCCUAAUAACAAGUCUCCGAAACCGCCAGCAUUAGGAGAACGACCAGAGAUAGUAAUACCUCAAAAUCCAAUAGGCAUGCUCAGAAAAACAAACAGCCCAUAUCACUGGGAAGCUGAAAAAGCUGAACUACAACGCAUAGGCCCUGUGCCUAAAUUUCUUGAAAAGGUUCCAAGUCCAUUAACUGUAAAGUUACCGCAAAAUAUUCCACAGAGCUUUGGUUCGCCACAGAAUAAUUAUCAACGACCAAACACGUAUGGAAAUCAGUAUCACUCUCCUGACAGUCCUCUUCAUAGACCUGAGGCACAAUAUGGUAACCAAAAAAGCAUGUCACCAGGAGUAAAUGGCUCACCACCUACAAGAGAACUUCUCCUUCGCCAAGAUUCACAGUUUAAUAAAAGCCCACAACCUUAUGCCAACCAACCACCAUUGGUCAGUGGCAUACCUUAUUCCCCGACUCCUAAUAGUCAUUGGCGUCAACCAGAAAAAAGAGAUUCACCUGCCAAAACUAAUCCACAAUCACCGCAAGUAAACCGCGGGCCAUUUUCGCCAAAUAACCAACAAAAUACACCUAUUUAUAAUCAAAAUCCACAAAUGAACAACGUUUGUCACACACUGCCAAGAGUGGCACAGAGGAAUCAAGAUGUACAAAAUUCGAUAAAUAAUGUAAAAAAUGAUUACAAUCCUAACACAAGCAAUGAAAAUCCUCAAUAUACUGAAGCCCCAUGGCGUACCACCACUUUAAAUAGAUAUCCACGCGAACCUCAGCAAAAGGCAUACAACAAUCAAAAUGAACCUCAGGCCUACUCUCCACCAUGGAAAAGCAACGAUGUCAAUAAUAAUCAAUCCGAAAAUAAUUUACACGGAGGUGUGCCGUGGAAGCGAGAGAGUAGAAAUACGAAUCAAGUAAACGAAAGAGUGCAAAAUAAUUCUUCUAGGGUAAAUCAAGAAGCAAAUAGAGGGCCAAGUGAUUACUCAGCCCCUUGGAGAUCACAGGAAACAGAAAGAUCUGCUCCCAAUUCUCCGCCGGAAACGAGAUAUCAAUCGUCAAUAUCAAUUCCUGUUUCACCCCGAAAACAGCCCCCACCACCUCAAUAUAACAAUAGUCCAUCUCAAAAAGAAGUCGUUUACGUUAAUGAAGAACCUGUAUAUUACUGCCCCGAGAGUCCGAAGUCGAUGCCUCCAUGGGUAAAAUCACAGAAAGAAAAAACUAAAACACCGCCUCCUGCAUGGUGCCAGAGGCCUUUAGAUGGGACCAAAAUAUCGCCAAGAGAACUUGAAACUCCUCCAAGAGACGCAAACCAAGAACCGGAAUGGGUAAGAAAGAGUAACGAAUUGCAAAGAGGAGUACGUGACGUUGUCAGCCCUCCAAAAUAUCAACAAACGACACAACCUAAUUGGUCAACCAAGCCUUCAGAGAAUAGGAAAAGUCUUCCACGUGAUAACACUCCACAGCAACCUUCAAGUAGAAUUAUACCAAUACAGAUGGAAGUCUCUAGUACUGAAACAAGGAACAGACAACAAGGAAAUCAACAACCUCAGUUAAGGAUAGUUAUUGAUAUGAAUCAAAAUCCUAUUGCACAGAAUCAACAUCAGUCUCAAGCACCGUAUUCCCAGCCUACUCAGCGGAUCAUGAGAGUUUUAUCACCACAAUUAGUAAAACUUGAUGAUGGAUCAGCGGAACGAGACCUACCAUCACUUAAUAGAAAUUUCCAGAGUCAGGACGGUCAACCAAAAACUAGGAUAAUACCAAUUCAAGUCGAAGGAUGCAAUGGUGGCGGAAACAAAAGAGUAUACUACCACAAGAUAGCUCAAGAGGAACCGCAGCGCCAGUCCAAAUCUUUUAAAGUCCUGCAGGUCGUAAAUAGAACAGGGUCCGAUGAUAUACAAAUAAUCGAAGAUAGGAAAGGCUAUACGGACUUAUAA
Pieris macdunnoughi is the source of this 2289-nucleotide messenger RNA. The record is from the annotation of a GenBank genome assembly. NCBI's taxonomy places the organism in Eukaryota, Metazoa, Arthropoda, Insecta, Lepidoptera, Pieridae.